AUGGCUGACGCAGACACCCCCGUUACCCUGCGGACACGCAAGUUCAUCCGCAACCCUCUCCUGGGCCGCAAGCAGAUGGUCGUGCAUGGAAGCAACGUUUUCACCGACCGACUUGUCCGAGAAGGGACCGGCGACUGUCGACUGUCGACCAUCGACCAUCAACCAUUGUUCCCACCGCAUCGAAAUCCACCUCCAGCGACAUCGACUCUGUUGCCAACAGGCGGAAAGGGACUCGAGGAACGAGAGACGUGCCGGGACAUGGACAGCACGAUGAACGUGGCAAGCGGCAGCUGGCGGUUUCGAUUCGACGAGAACACGACGGCAUCUGACAUCCUGCACCCCGGCCGUGCCAACAUCUCCAAGGAGGAGCUCCGCGAGAAGCUGGCUACCCUCUACAAGGCGUCCAAGGACCAGGUCAACGUGUUCGGCCUGCGGACGCAGUUUGGUGGCGGCAAGACCACGGGUUUCGCCCUGGUCUACGACAGCCCCGAGGCCAUGAAGAAGUUUGAGCCGCACUACCGCCUGGUCCGUGUCGGCUUCGCCACCAAGAUCGAGAAGGCCGGCAGACAACAGCGCAAGCAGCGCAAGAACCGCCAGAAGACGCUCCGCGGCACGGCAAAGGUCAAGGGUGCCAAGGCCAAGAAGGAGAAAUAG
Messenger RNA from Sporothrix brasiliensis 5110, 654 nucleotides. RefSeq lists its product as uncharacterized. Gene Ontology annotation, biological process: translation. Gene Ontology annotation, molecular function: structural constituent of ribosome. Lineage: Eukaryota; Fungi; Ascomycota; Sordariomycetes; Ophiostomatales; Ophiostomataceae. Bases 1 to 654 code for a protein of 217 amino acids. The transcript is spliced from 3 exons. The record is from RefSeq and is a predicted model, not a curated record. Gene Ontology annotation, cellular component: ribosome.